AUGAAAUUAUUUGUCUUCUGUCCCUUCAUACUAUUGAAAUUCUCUUCCACAAUCAUAUGCCCAUAUACACCACAAUAUAGAUUGGAUUCAGUACCAAGAAGAUAUCCAAAGGAAUUUGAAGUUCAACUUUAUCAACCCUUUCAUAUUAAGCCUGAUGCAACUUUGUCAUCCAACUUAGAAUCUAUAAGUUUGAUAUCAACUGAAAAUUCUCCUCCAGUUCCUGAUAUUAAUAGGUUUAAGAGGCUUCUCAAUGUUAAAAAGAAGAUCCCAACAUGGUGGUUUCUAGACAUGGACUUGGAUGAAUUGGCAUCAAACUUGAGAAUCUCAUUCCCAUUUCUUCAAGAAAAAAUUAGGUCUGAUGCCUUCAUGAAAGGUAAACAGGUUGAAAAGACAAUUAACUAUGCAGUAGACAUACUUGAAAAUUACCGCUUGCAAUCAAAAGAAAGAAUAUGGGUGCUUGCUGUUUUGACUCAUCUUCAAGAGUAUCUACCCAAGGGUGAUUUGAGGCCAAUAGUAACAGAUAUGAGCAAGGGACCCAUAAGUAAUGCUGGCCUCCAGCUUCAUCUGACAAAGGGGUUAAAUCUUAUAGGAGCUAGUCAGGAGUUAUGGAACUCAAAGAAAGGCCCCACACUUUUGGAGAUUGAUUUGUCCCUGUCAGAGGCACUCUCAAAGUGGAAAAUCAUAAAAUGGCUCACAUGCCAAUUCAGGGCAGAUGAAGCCUCAAAAUCAUCCAAAUUCAUGGUUGAAACUCAUGAUCUUCUACUUCAGGAAAGCUGUCCAAUGGAAGAAGAAACAUUGAGAAAACUUUUGUUGAGGUGUUCACAAAAUUUAGAAGAACAAGAUACAAGCCCAUGGGACAAAGAACUUGCUUACAUAAUACUCCAUAAAUAUGAACAAAUCUAUCCUGUAGUCAGAGAUUUUGUAAGGUUUCAAAAAUCACAAAAUGAUUACUUCAAGAAGACAUAUGAAUACAAAGAACUACCAAAUCUCAUACUUCAGGCAAGGCAGGAUCUUGGGCCUUUUAAAAACCUGAUGAAACUUUUCCUUAAGGAAAAGAGUAUGAACAUGGAUAGUAUCAAACUUCUAAUUGAUUCUAUAUUGAGGACUAAACAAAAGUAUCAAAGAUGGGAAGAUACUGAAUCUAAACAGAUGGCUAAUCAGGAGGAUUCAGUCAUCCGCCUACUACAACACAUCUCCACCCACAUUGAUGGUGCCAAGUCAUACCUUGAAGAUCUAGUGGAUCAUCGCAGUGACUCUCAAAUGUAUACAUUCAAUACGCUUGAACUUUCCCCAACUGGCCAACCAUGUGUUAUUUGUCAACAAGACAUGCACAAGGAGGAGGCUCUUGUCAAGCUUCAUUCUGAGGUAGAUCAUCAACUUCACAUGGAUUGUUGGCAAGUAUAUGGUGAAGACCAGGAAAUGAGUGGGAGACUUUGUUACAUGGUUGGUAUUUGGACAAAAGUGGGUUGA
Molecule: messenger RNA, 1470 nt
Organism: Melampsora larici-populina 98AG31
Lineage: Eukaryota; Fungi; Basidiomycota; Pucciniomycetes; Pucciniales; Melampsoraceae
Exons: 5
Coding region: 1-1470 (489 amino acids)
Source: RefSeq, a predicted model, not a curated record